Penicillium olsonii is the source of this 1599-nucleotide messenger RNA. NCBI's taxonomy places the organism in Eukaryota, Fungi, Ascomycota, Eurotiomycetes, Eurotiales, Aspergillaceae. The record is from the annotation of a GenBank genome assembly.
AUGUUCCUCCUGCUAUGCGGCUUCUUCUGUGGGACCUUUGCAACAAAACAACCACAGACACCAGCCUGCUCCGCCAAAACCUUCAAGUCCCUCUCAUUAAGUGAGAUCAAAAUCCUGUCUGUUCAUGUUACCGCCAAUCGCAACUUCUCAACCAGUGGCCGCAAUUCGACUGGUGGUGUUGGUGUCAUCCCUGACAUUCCUGGUGUCGAAACCCCAACUGUGGACAUCUGCCUGAUCUCUAUAACAUAUACACACCCACACCAGAACGAUGUUAUUAACACCUACAUCGGUCUCCCACUGGAUGCAAGCAAGUGGAACUCACGCUUCCUCAUGCAUGGAGGAGGUGGAUGGUCUGCCGGUGGUCAAAGCAGCAUUCUAACACCAGUAUUACUCGGAUACACGUCUUCCUCCACCGAUGGAGGGCACAGACCCGAUGAAUCAACUGCAGAUUGGGGUCUGACCAGCCAGGGACGAACGAAUUGGCCUAAUCUUCGCGACUUUUCAAGUAUCGCAAUUACGGAGGCUGCGGUUCUGGGAAAGCUCGCGACCAAGCUGUACUAUGGAAAGCAUGCCAGGUAUUCAUACUGGCAUGGAUGCUCUACCGGUGGUCGACAAGGACAUGCUAUGGCACAGGAAAACCCUGAAUUGUUUGAUGGAAUUGUUGCUGGUGCAUCUGCGAUCACUUGGGAUAAGUUUGCCACGGCGGGUCUAUGGGGACCAUUCAUUGCACAACUUUCAAACACCAAGCCACCGGUGUGCGUGAUUGAAGCUGUUAAGGAGGCGGCCAUUGCAGAGUGUGACGCUCUUGACGGCGUCACAGACGGAAUUAUUGCCUACCCAGGCCAAUGCGACUUUGAUGCAUCCUCCCUUGUCGGUCGCGAAGUGAAUUGCACCGAUCCAAACGGGACUGUCAUUAUCACCAAGGAAAUUGCUGACCUGGUCUCUGCCGUAUGGCAAGGGCCCGAAUCAGUAGAUGGUGAAUCCUUGUGGCAUGGGUUCCACUAUGAUUCCGACAUUGCGUCCAUGAUCGGCACGACUUGCACUUCUAUCAAUAACUGUACCAUCGUUCCAUUCCCCAUUGCCCAAGACUGGGUUAGUGCGUUCCUCGCUCGCAGCCGCUCGUUCAGUGUCAAUGGCCUCACUCGCCAAAACUACGAUCGACUUUUCCAUCAAUCCGUCGAGCAAUACUCCUCCAUCAUCGGCACUUCAAACCCCGACUUGUCGAAAAUGAAAAAGACCGGAACAAAAAUGCUAGCCUGGCACGGCAUGGCCGACCAGCUAGUUCCCACGAAUAGCUCUGUCGAGUAUUACGAGCAGACGCAAAGCCUCGACCCCGAUGUCGACAGCUAUUAUCGAUUGUUCCUCGCGCCCGGCGUCACCCAUUGUGGAUUCGGUAAUGGAUUUGAUCCCGCCGAAACCGUCUUCGACACUAUGCGAGCCUGGGUUGAGAAUGGAACAGUCCCAGAUCGAUUGGAAGGUGUGGCUGUGGCUGUUGGAAAUACCUCCAGCACCCGCACGGGCUACCUGUGUCCAUAUCCCCAAGUUUUCACGUAUGAUGGUGGAGACGUCAACAGUGCGUCGUCAUUCAGUUGCCGUUAA